AAAUCGAAUCGAACCGGAGUCGGAGUCGAAAUCGGGAAAUCGGACGUUGAAAUCGCAACGAAUCGCGUUUCCCAAUUAACAAGUUAAUAGAAUUUUUGUUAAUCUUUCGUUUCACGCUGAUUGGAUAGUCAUUAAAAUAAAUCAAAAUAUAGAAAUACAAAUAAAAGCAAAUACAAUGAAACAAUUGCCAGCUGAAGUUGCAUAGAAAAAACUGAGGCAAACGAAACGCAACGAAAGUGUACCGAAGUGAAGUGUAGUGAGCUGAGGUGAAGUGAGGUGACGAAAAGUGAGCGCCACAACGCCACAAUGGACGUCAAAGAUAUCAAGGGCGCCAAGGUGACGCACGCGGGUCUGCUCAAGCACAAUACAGAUGGCACCACCGAGACCCAAAAGAUCACACAUGCCGGCCUGGUGGCGCGCAGUCCCGAAGGCACCGCCGCCAAGGGCAUGAAUAUACGCGGCAACGAAGACCUGUGGGUGGAAAUCCAAGCGAACACCUUUCGCAAUUGGGUCAACGAGCAUUUGCGCGAGACGGGCAUGCAGGUGCAUGACUGGGCUACGGACUUCUGCGAUGGCACCUGUCUGUGUGCGCUGGUCGAGAACCUGCAAACGCGUCCGCUGAAACCAUCGUGGAAUCGCCGGCCGGCCAAUCAGCAUCAUUAUCUGGAGAAUGCCACAACCGCUCUCAAGUCGAUUGAGGCGGAUCACAUCAAGCUGGUGAACAUUGGCAACGUGGACAUUGUCAAUGGCAACGUGAAGCUGAUAUUGGGCCUCAUCUGGUCGCUGAUUGUGCGCUACCAGAUCGGACGCAGCAAAUUUCCACCGCGCAAGCUCAUGCUGGCCUGGCUGCAGGCCGCGCUGCCGGAUUGCAAAAUCACCAAUCUCACGACAGAUUGGAAUAGCGGCGUCAACUUGGCCGCGUUGCUGGACUACUGCCAGCCGGGCCUGUUUCCGCACUGGCGCAGUCUCGAUCCUAGUCAGAGUGUGCGCAAUUGCACCAAUGCCAUGAAUCUGGCGCAGCGCGAGUUCGGUGUGCCCAAGGUGCUAGAGCCCGAGUAUCUGGCCUCGCCUUGGCUGGAUGAGCUAUCCGGCAUGACGUAUUUGUCGUACUUCAUGAAACCAGGUGGACCCGGCUACAAUGCCACCAUGCGUUGGGUUAACACACAGGUUAAGGAGCCCGUCAAGAAUUUUACGACCGAUUGGAACGAUGGACGCGUGCUGUGCGAAAUCAUCAAGGGACUGGGCGGCUCGGCACCAGCGCCAGAUAAGCUGAGCACCGAUCCCUUUCACUAUGAGAACAAUAUACGCAAGGCCGUCGAUGCUGGCGCCAAGCUGGGCGUUCAGCCCAUAUUGACGCCCAAGGACAUGGCGAAUCCGGAAGUUGAGCAUCUGGGCAUCAUGGCAUAUGCAGCCCAUCUGCAGUGGGUGCCGCCGCGACCACCGCUCUCCGACCUGGUCAACGUUUAUUUGGAGAGCACAUCCGGCCGUGUGGGCGAACCGACGCAUUUCCGCAUCGACGUGCUGUCGCGGGACAUCAGCUUGAGUUCAGUGCGCUGUCACGUGGUGCCCCCGUCCGGUAAUCCCGGCCAGCCUGUGCGUUUAAACGCGCAUGGCGAGGGCGUUUACGUGCCGGAGCGCUAUGGUAUGCACGAGAUUGUUGUGGAGAUUGGCGAGGAUAGCUUGGGAGGUCAUUUCUUCCGCGUCUUGCCGCGUCUCCUGCAGGUGGCCCCACCUGGCAUGGCACCCUGCGCCCUAGGCAGCCUGGUCGAGGUGCUGGUUAAUGCAACAGGCGCACCCAAGACGGAAGAUAUUCUGGUCACAGCAGUUUCGCCGACGGGCAUCUCGCACAACUGUCCGCUGAAGAAGAUCGACGAGGGACACAGUGCCAUAUUCAAGCCGGAUGAGGCGGGCAUCUGGGAGAUAGCCAUCACCUAUCAGGGCCGUCACAUCCAGGGCGGUCCGUUCACAUGUGCCGUGUUCGAUGCCUCUGGCGUCUCUGUGCAUGGCCUGGAUGGCGCCAUGCCGCUGCGUGCUCACACCUUCGAGGUGGACGCACGCGGCGUGGGAGUCAACGGCGAGCUGCACGUGGACAUUGUUCAUGACAAGCACUCGUUGGUCUGCUCUGUGGAGAAGAUCGUGGAUAACAAGUAUCGGGUGACCUUCAUGCCGCGCCAGAAUGGCAAAUAUCGCGUGUAUAUCUACUUCAAUGGCUACGAUGUCAAGGGCUCGCCCUUCAUCAUGCGCGUGGGCACUAAAGGUCGCUCGGGCAAGACGCGCAGCAGUCCGCUGCAUGAGAGCAAACAUCGCUCGGAGAGCCCCUCGAUGCACUUCAUCUCCACGACAAAUACGCGACACAACGACUAUCGCAAUGCGUCGCUUUCUCGUCGGGAUUUGCACGGCCAUAACACGGCCGAGCGCACAAGCAGCUACUCGCCGCAGUAUUCGCCCAAGCUAGACACAACUGACUACCACACUUCCAGCUCCAGGUACUACAAGCGCGAGAGCGAGACGCGCUCCAGCGAGCUGCACUCGCACAGUCCGCUGACCAUCAAGACAUCGAACCAGUACGAGAGCUCCACGCGCAACAUAACCAGCAGUCCGCGGCACGCCUCCGCCUCGCCAGUGCAGCGCUAUUCGCCCAACAAUGCGUACAUCAGCACGGCCACACAUCGCAUUGGCAGUCCCGUGACCAGCACUCUGAACAAGAACGGAUACGAGUCCACGCGCGUGGAGAAGUCAUCCACCUACAAAUCCACCUCGAACUAUGUCACCGAUUCGAAUGUGCGCGCCAGUCCCUCGCUCUAUGGCACAGCCGAGCGACUACGUCGGAUUGGCUCGCCGGAGCCGCGCAUUGAUCACUCCUCGAAUGUGCGCGUCUCCUCGCUGAAGCCGGCAUCGGCGCGUCGCGAUAGCUGGGAUGUCAUCAACAAGACCAAGCACAUGCUCUCGCACAAUUCGCUCGAGUCGCUUGCGAACAUGACCGAGACGCAGCUCAACACGGAGCUCAACUACGCACGCCCCGAUCUGGACAACGAGACUCAGCGCAAUACACAGUACAACAAGUUCGCAUUGCACAAGCAGCAGCAGCAGCAGCAGCAACAGCUUCAGUCGGACUAUCGACGCGACUCGCCCGACGACGUGGAUCGCUACAAACCCAGUGCCAUCACCGUCAAGUCACACUCGAACAAUACGUAUACGGACAAGUCCGGCGGUUAUAUCAAGACCGUCAAGGAGUCCAGCGAGCAUGUGGUCACGGAGAGCAAUGGCCAUAGCUCGGCUAAUGGGCCGGGCUACGGCUACAGCUCGCUGUCGCGCUUUCGACCCAUAGACAGCAAUGCGACAGGUGCUAGAGCCAUACGCGUACAGGACAUACCCAACGGCUCCAUUGGACGUCCGGUGGAAUUUGAGAUCGAUGGCUCCAAGGCCGGUUCCGGCAAUUUGGAAAUUUUGGUUAAUGGCGGCCGGGUCACAUCGUCGGUCCGCUCGCUGGGCGGUCAGCGCUUCAUAGCCAGCUUCACGCCACACGAACAUGGAACACACACCGUGCAGAUCACAUUCAAUGGAGAAACGGUACCAGGUUCACCGUGGCACGCUGAGAUCAUGUCGUCACCCGGCCUAACCGCUCUGGGCGAAUCCACACGCCUUGUUCCCGCCAAUACGCCGGCGGUUUUUGAGAUACUGCCGCCUCCUGGACAAAGCCUGAGCAAAGGCGAGUGCGUGGCAACGGUCUUGACUCCAAGCAAGUCAAAGCUGAAUGCCAGAGUCACCCAUGAGGCGGCAAAUGGUGCUGCACGCAUUGAGUUCGUGCCCACCGAAGUGGGCACGCACAUCAUUGAUGCGUCCAUCAAUGGCACGAAGAUCGCUGGCGGUCCUUUGAUAGCAAAGGUCUACGAUGCCAGCUUGAUCCAAGUGACCGAGGUUAACGGCGGCGUGGUUGGCCAGCCGUGCCAGUUUCGUGUGGACGCCAGUGCGGCUGGUGAGGGACAGCUGGAGAUAUCCAUAAAUGAGGGCGAGGUGCCCAACCAUGUCCAGGUCGUUGGCGGCGGUCGUUGUCUCGUCUCCUUCACCCCCGAGCAGGCCAAGUCCCAUUUGAUAGACAUCAAGUUCAAUGGGGAGACGGUGCGCGGCUGCCCCUUUGUCUGUGCCGUGGCGGACACCUCGCGUGUUCUCCUCAACCUGUCCAAUCUGGAGCUAAUACCGGUCAACAGGCCCUCCUCCUUUCACAUCACGGUGAGCGGUGGUGGAGCCGCUGAGCUGGCGGUCAGCGUACGUGGGCCACACGGCGAGUUGCCCGUCCGCGUCACUGGCGAUAUACACGCCGGCUUCACGGCGGAGUUCACGCCAACCAGCGUGGGCGGCCACUCGAUAAAUGUGGAGUACAAUGGCUUUGCGGUGCAGGGCACACCAUUUCUGGCCAAGUCAUAUGAUGCCAGCAAGGUGGUCGUUGGUAGCGUCUCCCGUGGCACCAUGGGUCGACCCGUGCAGUUCACUGUGGAUGCGGGCGAUGCUGGCGAGGGCAAUCUAGAAAUAACCAUAUCGGCCAAGGGUCAAAAUAUACCCACACAGGUGCAUCCCCAGGGCAGUGCAAGAUUCUCCGUUUCGUUUGUGCCGACGGAGUCGUGCGAGCACACUAUUAAUGUCUCCUUUAAUAAAAUGCCCGUGCCCGGCUGCCCAAUAACGGUUAGCAUUAGCGGCGGCGUCGCCGGGCCCCAGGUAUCCCUUGGCGGUCCCGGGCCGGUGCAUCAGACCAAUUCUUUUGUUAUCAAUCACAAUGGCGGCCGUUUGGAAGACAUUGAGGUCAACGUCGAAGGUCCCGCCGGACAAUCAGUGCCCGCCCAGGUGCAUCAGUCCGCCGAGGGCGUCUUCAAGGCGGAGUUUGUGCCCCGAGUCGUCGGCGAACAUCGCGUCAAUGUCACUGUCAAUGGUUUGCCCACAGCUGGCAGUCCCUAUGCGGCUAAGGUUUAUGACGUCAGCGCCAUUAAGGUGAAGAAUGUGAGCAGUGGAACGGUGGGUAAGCCUGUUACCUUCCUGGUCGAAACAUCCCAGGCUGGUCCCGGCAAUCUAGAAGUCACGGUAAAUGGCGGUCGCGUGCCCACCUCGGCACAGGCACAGGGCCAGCACACAUAUGCGAUCAGUUUUACGCCACGCGAAGCCGAGAGCCACACGGUGGAGCUGCGCUUCAACAGCCAGGAUGUGCCCGGCUCACCAUUCACAUGCCGCGUGGCGGCCGCAGCACGCAUACAAUCCCCUGAGACCAUGGACAAGGUCAGCGUGGGUCGCCUCUUCGAGUUUGUGGUGGAAUCAGACACCAAGCCAACGGUGGAGGUGCUCGGCCCGGCCAGACGAAGUGUCCCGGUGAAGAUCGAUGCACUCGGCUCAACGCUGGGCUACAAUAUCAAGUUCGAGCCCAUGGAGGUGGGCGAUCAUUCGGUGGAGGUGCGACUGCCUGGCGGCGGUCAUGUGGAGGGCAGUCCCUUCCUGCUGAAGGCCUACUCCGCCGAAAAGGUAAUCGUAACGGACAUACGACCUGGCGUGGUCAACAAGAGCGUCAGCUUUGGCAUCAAUGCCUCGCAGGCGGGUGCCGGUAAUCUGGAGAUCAUUGUCGCCGUCAACGGCAAGAAUGUGCCCAACUUUGUGCAAUCCGAAGGCAAUGCGCGAUUCAAGGUGAACUUCAAGCCCACGGAGGCGGCUGCCCAUUCGCUUUCCGUGCGCUUCAACGGACACCCGGUGCCGGGAUCACCCUUUAGCUGCCACAUAGCAGCUGCUGCCACCAGUUCUACGGGCUUGCCACGCGCCCAGGCGCUGGGAGAAUGCCUAAAGCAGGCGGCCGUCAAAAUGGACAACACCUUCGAGCUAGAGGGCUUUGAAGGCAUCGAGCCACAGAUAUUUGUUACGUCGCCCGCCGGCGACAACGAGCACUGUCAACUGAGUCAGCACGAUGGCGGCAGCUACAGCGCCUCCUUCCGACCCAGCACAGUGGGCCGGCAUUUGAUCAGCGUGUUGGCGAAUGAUCAGCACAUAAAUGGAUCGCCUUUCAGCUGUAAUGUGUUCGAUGUCUCCCGCGUGAGCAUCAGCGGCCUGGAGCAGCAGUAUGGACCUGCCACGCUUGGCGUGCCUGUCACCUUCAGUGUGGAUGCAGCUGGCGCAGGGGAGGGCACACUUGAGCUGGUGGUGUCCACCGACAGCAGCACCGUCAAGGCCGAGGUGGUCGCCUGUGCACGCGGCCUCUACGACGUCACCUUUGUGCCGCAGAGCACCGAGCCGCAUUAUGUGAAUAUUACGUUCAACGAGGUUGCCGUGGACGGCAGUCCCUUCCGCGUGGACAUUCAGCAGCACACCCAGCACAUACAGAUUGGCAGUCUGGCAGCCAUUGACUUUCCGGCCGAUGAUCAGAUUGUAGAGAUAUUGGCGCCCGAUCAGAAGCCCGUGCCGUACACCAUCAAUCGCCAGACGGCGGAGUUCCGCACACACAUGACCGGCAACUACACGCUGCGCUUUAUUGACCGCGAGACGCGCCAGCACAUUGGCACACGCACACUCUGCGCCUUCGAUCCCAUGCUGGUCAAGAUCACCGAAGUGGGCGAGGCUUUGUGUCAUCGUCCGGCCAGCAUCAGCGUGUCGCUGAACGAAGCCGGGCAGGGUGAUCUGUCGGCGCUGGUGCGUUGUGGUGUCACCGAGGUGCCGCACACCAUACGCGGCCCCAGCAAAUCGGGCGUCUACGAGAUUGUCUACCAGCCGACGCGUGUAGCGCCGCACAAGAUAAGCAUACUCUUUAACGAUGUGCCCAUAUCACUGAAGCCACUCGAAAUUAAUGUGCUGCCUGCCAGUGCUGGCAAGGAGAUCAGCGUUAGCGGGCUGGGUCUGUAUCAGGCGCGCGUGGGCAAGACCACAUCCUUUGCCAUUGACACAGUGAAGCGGCCGGCGCGAGAGUUUGAUGUUGUGGUCUCUGGGCCCGGUGGCCAGGCGCUGCCCGUGCGCUGCUAUCAGACAAAGAAUGGACACCUGCAGGCGGAGUUCAGCAUUAAUAAACCGGGUCAAUGUGUUAUCGAGGUGCUGCAUCAGUCGAAGCCACUGCCGGGCAGCCCCUUCACCUGCGAGGCGUUUGACAGCAGCAAAGUCAGUGUGCAGGGCGUCACCAAAGAGCCGCUAGCGCUGCACAGCUCCAAUAGCUUCACCGUGCGCACAGACAAUGCCGGCACUGCCGAGCUGGAAGCCUUUGCCAUUUCGCCCACUAACCAGAGCCUGCCCGUGCUCAUCAGUGAGCAGUCCGAGGGCAUUUACAACGUGGAGUUUGUGCCCUCCCAGCCGGGCAACUAUAAGCUAACGCUCAUGUAUGGCGGUGAGACGAUUCCCAGCUCCCCGCUCAACUUCAGCGCCUCGUCGAGUGGCGUGCGUAAUGAUGCACGCGCUGCUGGCCACGGCCUGGAAGUAUGUCAUCGCAACAAGGAAGCCUCCUUUGUCGUCUAUUGUCCCAUUGCACCCAAUGUGCAGAUCGAACGCGUGGAUGAGUUUGGCGAACGCAUCGAGCCCAAGAUCAAGGCGCUGGGCAACAACGAGUGGCGCAUCUCUUAUGUCAUUCUAUCGGUGGGCACCUACGAGAUUCGUGCCAGCUGCCCCAACCGCGGCAGUCUGCCCGGCUCACCUUGGCGCGUCUGCUGCGUGGAGUCCACCAAGGUCACUCCUGUUGGCGGCUGGGGCACGCUGGUUGAUCAUGACGGACGUUUAAUAUUGCCGGCACGCAUUAUCUUCGAUGUGGAGAAUGCCGGGCCCGGCAAGCUGGUCUGCAGCAUCGAUGGCAUUGAAAUACCCGUCGAUAAGCUGGCCGAUGGCAAAAUGUGUCUCAACAUCACGGGUGACAAUCUGGCCGCCGGCGAGCAUGAUCUGGACUUGACCUGGAGCGGUUUGACCAUCACACAGUGCCCACGCAGCGCCUUUGUAACGGGUCAGCAAGCCGCCGACAAGGUGGUGCUAAUGGGUCGCGGACUGGCCGCCGCCCAGGCCGGCGAGGCGGCGCACUUUACCAUCGAUGCCUCCAAUGCGCCAGCAGGCCGCCCGGAAGUCAUUUUGAUCACGCAGGAGAAUACUGCGCUGCCCGUGAGCCUGGCACAGCCGCGGCCCAGCGAAAACAUUUGGCUGGCCUCGUACACGCCGCAGAAGUCCAUGACGGGCACUCUGACGCUUUCGGUCAAGUGGAAUGGCCGGCUGGUCAAGGGCUGCCCGCUCACUGUGGCCGUUGGUUCCUCCAUGGACGCCUCGAAGGUCAUUGCGUCUGGUGAAGGUCUGCGCCACGGCAUCGUCGGCAAGGACAUCAAAUCCUGGAUAGACACCCGACGCGCCGGACCUGGCGAACUAACCGCCCACUGCGCCGGCGCACGCAAGGUGGCCUACUGCGAGCUGUAUGACCAUGGUGAUGCCACGUUUACGCUGAACAUUAAGCCACAGGAGCCGGGUCGCCAUCUGCUGACCAUCAAAUACGGCGGACAGAAUGUGCCCGGCUCGCCCUUUGCGCUCAAAGUGGCCGGCGCACCAGAUGCCAGCAAGGUUCGCGUUUAUGGGCCCGGCAUCGAGCAUGGUGUGCUGGCCACCUUCCAAUCGCGCUUCAUAUGCGACACACGUGGCGCUGGCGCCGGGCAGCUGACGGUGCGCGUGCGCGGACCCAAGGGCGCCUUCCGCGUGGAAAUGCAGCGCGAAAGCCAAAAGGAUCGUACCAUUCUGUGCAAGUACGAUCCAACGGAGCCAGGUGACUAUCGCGUCGAAGUCAAGUGGGCUGGUGAAUUUGUGCCCGGUUCGCCGUUCCCCGUCAUGAUCUUCGACACUGAGGAGGAGUUACGAAGGUACUUGCAGGGCAUAUGAGGCCAGAUCAACCAUCCCAUCAUCGUCUUCCCCAGUGGCCUGAGUCCGCCCAUUCGCUAUCAGCCUGCAGCUGCCACGCAGCAAUCGCGUCGUGCCGCCUGCGUGCCACUCUAGCGGAUGGCACAAAUAUUUAUAGUGUAUAUGUGGGGUACCCACAUGAGCACGCACAUGUAGCUACAAUCGCAGAUCAUUAAGGUCAACCAUUAUAUAUAUAAAUAUAUAUAUAAACCUAUGUUACGAGUAAUAGUUAAGUUUUAUAACCGAACGAAACGAAUCGACUACCAUAAGUCUAGAUGAAGUCGCGGCCCGCCAGGCUCAGCUCUUCGGGCUACAAAAGUCUUCGGCGCUACGAUAAAUAGCUUUCUGUUCUUAUAGUUGUAGACCUAAUACCUAUGUAAUACAAUGUUAUUAUUGCGAAACAAUUUGAUCCAAAUGCUUAACAACGUAUUCAAUACAAAUACACGACAUUAAAAAAGUACACAUACAUACUGC
Messenger RNA from Drosophila novamexicana, 9345 nucleotides. It is a transcript of the gene jbug, whose product is annotated as filamin-A. Gene Ontology annotation, molecular function: actin filament binding. Bases 307 to 8853 code for a protein of 2848 amino acids. The record is from RefSeq and is a predicted model, not a curated record. The transcript is spliced from 15 exons. Lineage: Eukaryota; Metazoa; Arthropoda; Insecta; Diptera; Drosophilidae. Gene Ontology annotation, biological process: actin cytoskeleton organization.